This is a messenger RNA of Oncorhynchus masou masou (cherry salmon), 5488 nucleotides long. Its product is annotated as zinc finger protein 501-like. The transcript has 4 exons. Bases 482 to 1813 code for a protein of 443 amino acids. Gene Ontology annotation, biological process: regulation of transcription by RNA polymerase II. Lineage: Eukaryota; Metazoa; Chordata; Actinopteri; Salmoniformes; Salmonidae. Gene Ontology annotation, cellular component: nucleus. Gene Ontology annotation, molecular function: DNA-binding transcription factor activity, RNA polymerase II-specific. The record is from RefSeq and is a predicted model, not a curated record.
UUGAGCUGUGGAUUCAUGUGCGUUAUUGUUUAUCUUUGAAUGCAAAUGUGUUUAAUGCAAACUGGGAUUGCAAUUAUUUCCUGAUAUAACUGUACUGGCUUCUCAUUAAACCGACUCUGAACACCCAUGCCCGCCUCAGAUUGUUGCCUUCGUCUCUGCAGAUGAUGACCAGCUCUGUCUUUAAAGGAGAGGACAAGACAUCCCCCACAUGGUUCCAGCCUAGAGCUACAAGAUCCUGAGACAUCAGUUUAACAGAACAUGUUUCUCUGCCCAGAUUGAGACUAGGGGUAAUGUUCCCCUGCUCAGAUGUUAUUUCAUCAACCAUUGCUAUAACAUGAUGUGGUUAGUUGAAACUUAAAAUACAUAUCCAGGCGUUCUGAGGUCAGGCGUCAGCAACUUCUGAGCAGAGGAACGCGCCUUACAUCAACUCAAAAUAGAGGGAGGAGAUUCACUGCAUAGCGUUAACCUGAAUCAUCUCAAAAUGGCUGCUAUCGUGAGACUCCACAGACUAACGAAGGAUCAACUGUCUCUCGCUGCUCAGAAGAACAAUAACAAACCAGGCAGAAAACCAACGAAGAAGAACAACUCCACCACCAGAGGAAGGAAACAAUCCACAGGAAAAGGAAACAACUCUGCUGACAGUGAAAGUGUUUCUAGCCAGGUAUCAUCGGCCCCUAAGUGGUGGGGUCGCCCCAAGGGAAGCAAAAACAAACCCAAGAUAAGUAUACAACUCUCCAGCGCCAUCUUGAGGCCUGACGAGGUAAAACAAGAGGUGAAACAAGAGAUGGACGAGCUGCCUAUCGGUACAAGAAGUGAUGAACACUGGUUGAACUCAGUGAAGCCAGAGAGCUACGACCCAGAGAUGGGUAACACCAGGGGACCUACAGAGAGCGACCCCAGGACAGAUGCACAUCAGCUGGGUAUCAAGACGGAGGAUGCCCCCCUGUACCACCAGGAUGGAGGGAGGCGGCUGCGGUCGGCUACCGUUCAGCUGUUCAAUCUGGCUGCGUUGCGGUCUGAGCCAGAAUGGCGGCCUCGCAACCAGAAGGUCCGCCGGUUCCCGUGUCCAGACUGCGGCCAGAAGUUCUUCUCCAAAACCACGCUGGAGAUCCAUUCCCGGAUCCACACCCAGUACCGGCCGUACUCCUGUGAGGUUUGCCAUAAAACCUUCUCCAGGAAAGGCGGUCUGGUCGAGCACCGACCAAUCCACGAGGCGGAACGCCCCUUCGCCUGCCUCCAGUGCGGCAGAACCUUCACGUUCAAAUCCAACCUGACCCGCCACAUGCGUUUCCACAGCGACGCGCGGCCCUACGUCUGCUCCCAGUGCGGCCGAGGCUUCAAGAUCUCCGCCCAACUCAAGAGCCACAUGAUUUCCCACAGCGGGUAUAAACCGUACGUGUGCCCGGAGUGCGGCCAGAGUUUCGUCCGUUACAUGAGUCUCAAGUAUCAUCGGCUAAGCCACACCGGCGAGCGCCCGCUGUCCUGCCCAGAAUGUCCCAUGACCUUUGCGCGGCCGCACACCCUUAUGAUCCACCGGCGACAGCACACCGGGGAGACGCCGUUCUCUUGCCAGGACUGUGGGAAGAGGUUCAAGCAGGGGUGCCAACUGAAAGACCACGUUAGAAGGAAACACACAGGGGAGAAACCGUACAAAUGCUCCGAGUGUGACAAGUGCUUCGUCACUUCGGCGUCUCGUAAAGUGCACAUGGUUGUCCACACAGGAGAGAAGCCGUACCAAUGCACAGAGUGCUGUAGGAGAUACAGUCAGAGUGGGGGCCUGAAGAGGCACAGGUGUGAGCAACAAACCAGAUGAUGACCAGCUCUGUCUUUAAAGGAGAGGACAAGACAUCCCCUACAUGGUUCCAUCCUAGAGCUACAAGACCCUAGAAUGAUGACCAGCUGUCUUUAAAGGAGAGGACAAGACAUCCCCUCUACAUGGUUCCAUCCUAGAGCUACAAGACCCUAGAAUGAUGACCAGCUCUGUCUUUAAAGGAGAGGACAAGACAUCCCCUACACGGUUCCAUCCUAGAGCUACAGGUCCCUAGAAUGAUGACCAGCUCUGUCUUUAAAGGAGAGGACAAGACAUCCCCUACACGGUUCCAUCCUAGAGCUACAGGUCCCUAGAAUGAUGACCAGCUCUGUCUUUAAAGGAGAGGACAAGACAUCCCCUACACGGUUCCAUCCUAGAGCUACAGGUCCCUAGAAUGAUGACCAGCUCUGUCUUUAAAGGAGAGGACAAGACAUCCCCUACACGGUUCCAUCCUAGAGCUACAGGUCCCUAGAAUGAUGACCAGCUCUGUCUUUAAAGGAGAGGACAAGACAUCCCCCACAGGGUUCCAUCCUAGAGCUACAAGACCCUAGAAUGAUGACCAGCUGUGUCUUUAAAGGAGAGGACAAGACAUCCCCCACAGGGUUCCAUCCAAGAGCUACAAGACCCUAGAAUGAUGACCAGCUCUGUCUUUAAAGGAGAGGACAAGACAUCCCCCACAGGGUUCCAUCCAAUAGCUAUAAGACCCUAGAAUGAUGACCAGCUCUGUCUUUAAAGGAGAGGACAAGACAUCCCCCACACGGUUCCAUCCUAGAGCCAUAAGACCCUAGAAUGAUGACCAGCUCUGUCUUUAAAGGAGAGGACAAGACAUCCCCCACAGGGUUCCAUCCUAGAGCUAUAAGACCCUAGAAUGAUGACCAGCUCUGUCUUUAAAGGAGAGGACAAGACAUCCCCCACAGGGUUCCAUCCUAGAGCUAUAAGACCCUAGAAUGAUGACCAGCUCUGUCUUUAAAGGAGAGGACAAGACAUCCCCCACAGGGUUCCACCUAGAGCUAUAAGAACCUAGAAUGAUGACCAGCUCUGUCUUUAAAGGAGAGGACAAGACAUCCCCCACACGGUUCCAUCCUAGAGCUAUAAGACCCUAGAAUGAUGACCAGCUCUGUCUUUAAAGGAGAGGACAAGACAUCCCCCACAGGGUUCCAUCCAAGAGCUAUAAGACCCUAGAAUGAUGACCAGCUCUGUCUUUAAAGGAGAGGACAAGACAUCCCCCACAGGGUUCCAUCCAAGAGCUAUAAGACCCUAGAAUGAUGACCAGCUCUGUCUUUAAAGGAGAGGACAAGACAUCCCCCACAGGGUUCCACCUAGAGCUAUAAGACCCUAGAAUGAUGACCAGCUCUGUCUUUAAAGGAGAGGACAAGACAUCCCCCACAGGGUUCCAUCCUAGAGCUACAAGACCCUAGAAUGAUGACCAGCUCUGUCUUUAAAGGAGAGGACAAGACAUCCCCCACAGGGUUCCAUCCAAUAGCUAUAAGACCCUAGAAUGAUGACCAGCUCUGUCUUUAAAGGAGAGGACAAGACAUCCCCCACAGGGUUCCAUCCAAGAGCUAUAAGACCCUAGAAUGAUGACCAGCUCUGUCUUUAAAGGAGAGGACAAGACAUCCCCCACAGGGUUCCAGCCUAGAGCUACAAGAUCCUGAGACAUUAGUUUAACAGAACACGUUUCUCUGCCCAGAUUGAGACUAGGGGUAAUGUUCCCCUGCUCAGAUGUUACAUUCAUCAACCAAUGGUUGCCAGCCACACCAUCAACGGUGUUAUAGACUGACAGAUUGCUAUAACAUGAUUUGGUUAGUUGAUACGAUGCCUGGUAUUUUAACUAAGAUCUGUCAGGCGUCAGCAACUUUUGACCAGAGAAACUCGCCUUACAUCAACUCAAAAUGGCUGCUGUCGUUUCUUUACCUAUCGUGAGACUCCACAGACUAACGAAGGAUCAACUGUCUCUCGCUGCUCAGAAGAACAAUAACAAACCAGGCAGAAAACCAACGAAGAAGAAAAACUCCACCACCAGAGGAAGGAAACAAUCCCCAGGAAAAGGAAACAACUCUGCUGACAGUGAAAGUGUUUCUAGCCAGGUAUCAUCGGCCCCUAAGUGGUGGGGUCGCCCCAAGGGAAGCCAAAACAAACCCAAGAUAAGUCUACAACUCUCCAGCGCCAUCUUGAGGCCUGACGAGGUAAAACAAGAGGUAGGUUUAAAGUUGUGGCUUUUAAAUGAACAUUUAAUUGAGAUCUUGCAUCGCAUUUGUAACGCUUUGAAUGUUGCAGCUAUAUGUUUACUAGAUAUCUUGACUGGUUUGUAAGUUUCCUCAGAGAAAAAUAAAGGUAUUCUAAUUUAAACCAGGUGAAACAAGAGAUCUGCCUAUCCGGACAAAAAUUGAACACUGGUUGAACGCUGUAAAGCCAGAGAGCUAUGACCCAGAGAUGGGUAACACCAAGGGACCUCCUACAGAGAGCGACCCCAGGACAGAUGCACAUCAGCUGGGUAUCAAGACGGAGGAUGCCCCCCUGUACUUCCAAGAUGGAAGGAGACGCCUGCGGUCGGCUACCAGCCGGCCGUUCAAUCUGACUGCAUUCUGGUCCGACCCAGAAUGGUGGCCUCUCAACCAGAAGGUCCGGCGGUUUCCGUGCCCAGAUUCCGUGCCCACACACAGUCCCGGCUCCUGCGAGGCCAUAAGACGUUCUCCCGGAAAGCCGGCUUGGACGGUCUGGUCGAGCACCUGCCGAUCCACGAUGCGGAACGUCCCUUCGCCUGCUCCCAGUGCUGCAGAACCUUCACGUUCAAAUCCAACCUGACCCGCCACAUGCGUUUCCACAGCGACGCGCGGCCCUACGUCUGCUCCCAGUGCGGCCAAGGCUUCAAGAUCUCCGCCCACCUGCCACAUGACGGCCCACAGAGUUACAUGAGUCUGAAGUAUCACCGGCUGAGCCACACCGGCGAGCGCCCGCUGUCCUGCCCAGAGUGUCCCAUGACCUUUGCCCGGCCGCACACCCUUAUGGUCCACCGGCGACAGCACACUGGGGAGACGCCUUUCUCUUGCCAGGACUGUGGGAAGAGGUUCAAACAGUGGUGCAAGCUAAAAGAGCAUGUCAGAAGGAAACACACAGGGGAGAAACCUUACAAAUGCUCUGAUUGCGACAAGUGCUUUGUCACUACGGGGGCCCGUAAUGCACACAUGGUUGUCCACACCGGAGAGAAGCCGUACAAAUGCAUGGAGUGUGGUAUUAGCUAGUCAGAGUAGGAAUCUAAUGCAGCACAUGAGAUACACAGGGGAGAAACCAUACAAAUGCUCUGAGUGCGACAAGUGCUUUGUCAAUUCUAUGUUGCGUAAAGUGCACAUGGUUGUCCAUACAGGGGAGAAGCUGUACAAAUGCACGCAGUGCAGUAAGAGCUACAGUCAAACUGGGUCCCUGAAGAGGCACAGGUGUAAAUUUGAUUUUGAUUUGAUUAUGACUACAUUGAAUUACAGAGCUUUGAUAUAAGUUUUGGUUCGACUCAUUGUUGACUUUUAUUUACUCCCAUUUUAUGUGAGUGUGAAUGAUGGUCAUAUGUCAUUAAGGAGAUACAUAAUUGUCAAAACAUUCUGUAUCAUACAUUGUUGUCCAACACGUUUGUAUACUGAAGUCAAAUUCUGUAACAAAUCAUGAAAUAAAUUGAGAUUUUUUUAA